Messenger RNA from Culicoides brevitarsis, 1385 nucleotides. RefSeq names its product lysosomal aspartic protease. The coding region runs from base 99 to 1268 and encodes 389 amino acids. The transcript has 6 exons. Gene Ontology annotation, biological process: cell death; proteolysis. Gene Ontology annotation, molecular function: aspartic-type endopeptidase activity. The record is from RefSeq and is a predicted model, not a curated record. Gene Ontology annotation, cellular component: lysosome. Lineage: Eukaryota; Metazoa; Arthropoda; Insecta; Diptera; Ceratopogonidae.
UUAUUCGUCUCACAAAUCUUAAAAUCUGCAGAAUUAAAAAAAAUCAUCAAAGCCGAAUCAAUUUUUCCGCAGUAAAGACCUGUUUUAAAUUCUCUAAAAUGGGAAAAAUAUUUUUAUUAUCGUUAUUUUUAUCAUGUUUCAUCCUUUUUUCCACGGCGGACCUCAUCAGAGUGCCCGUUCAAAAGGACUUGAGUGCUCGUCGGUUCUUCCAAAGUGUCGGAACGGAAGUUAUGCGCUUGCAAUUGCGCUAUGGCGAGUACGGAGGACCCAUUCCAGAGCCCUUAUCUAAUUACAUGGAUGCUCAAUAUUACGGACCUAUUACUAUCGGAACACCACCACAGAGUUUCAAAGUUGUCUUUGACACCGGAUCAUCCAAUUUAUGGGUGCCUUCCAAGAAGUGUUCUUUCACGAAUAUCGCUUGUUUGAUGCACAACAAAUAUGACGCCAAAAAGUCCUCGACAUACGAGAAAAACGACACAAAAUUCGAAAUUCAUUACGGAUCGGGCAGUUUAUCCGGUUAUCUCUCCACUGACGUUGUCAAUAUCGGCGGUUUGGACAUCAAACAACAAACUUUCGCCGAAGCGAUCAGUGAACCGGGUCUAACUUUCGUCGCUGCCAAGUUUGAUGGCAUCUUGGGACUUGCUUAUUCCAGCAUUUCAGUCGAUCAUGUCGUUCCGCCCUUCUACAACAUGUACAAUCAAGGUUUAGUUCAAUCGCCAGUUUUUUCCUUCUACUUGAAUCGCGAUCCGGCAGCGAAGGAAGGCGGUGAAAUCAUUUUCGGAGGCAGCGAUCCCCAAAAAUACAAGGGAGAUUUCACCUACCUACCGGUUACGCGUAAAAUGUACUGGCAAUUCGCCAUGGACAAAGUUCAAGUGGGCGACAAGACGUUCUGUGCCAACGGAUGUGCAGCUAUUGCCGAUACGGGAACUUCGCUCAUCGCAGGACCUUUGGCUGAAGUAACGGAAAUCAAUAAGGCACUUGGCGGAACACCAAUUAUGAAUGGCGAAUACAUGAUCGACUGCAAUUUGAUCCCGAAUUUGCCGACAAUUAAUUUUGUGUUGGGCGGCAAGUCGUUCUCGUUGAAUGGAACGGACUAUGUUUUGCGUGUUGCGCAAAUGGGAAAGACAAUUUGCUUGUCUGGGUUCAUGGGAAUCGAUAUUCCGCCACCAAAUGGACCGUUGUGGAUCUUGGGAGAUGUCUUCAUCGGGAGAUAUUACACGGAAUUUGAUUUUGGCAAUGAUCGUGUUGGAUUUGCUGAAGUCGCUUAAGAUGAGAGAGACUGAAUGAAGAAGGAACGUUUGUUUUUUCCAAAGAAUUUUGAGAUUUGAAGAGCUUUUAUCAAAAUAUUAAUUUGCUAUUUCAAUAAAAAAAUAUAUUAAAAUUAA